AUGGACUAUGAGUGGACGAACAGGUCCCCAGUCAAACCCGCUUGGUCGAGCCACAGCGAAGACCCUAGCACGCCCAAAAAACGACCGUUUGAACAAGUGAAUCCCGCGACACCAGGGACAGGCGUACCAGCGACACCUACAUUUGGCCGAAACCAGAACGUGCCUUUCUUAUUCAAUCCUACGCCGGUCCCACAAACUCCUUCAGGCUACCCUUGGGCUCCACCACCUCAAUUCUCUCCUACAAAGGCAUUUCCUCAACCUGAGAUUCACGAUGUCGACAUGAAUGAGGCCAGUCCUGCGAAGGACGAAAAGGAGAACGACCCGAAGGAAACAGAGGAGAAACGACCUGUCGCACCUGGUGCAUUACGACGCGUUUAUAAUCGACGUACGCGUUCAACUGCGCGGUCUAGAGCGAGGAAUAGGAGCGAUAGUCACGAUGAUUCGGGUGUUGGAUCGGCGAGUGAAGAAGAUGACGAAGAAGAGGAUGACCGCAGACUGGCUAUUCGUCCAAAGUCUACCUCUAAUCAUUACACAUUGAACUUGCCUGCACAACCAUCUCCGCCAUCUGAUUUGCCAUAUGUCCUUCUCGGCUAUACCCAAUUCUUCUUCAACCUUUCACUGAUCUUGAUGUUCCUAUACCUCGCGGUCCAGUUCAUCUUGACCGUUCAGAGGGAUGUUGAAAAGCGGGUGACUGAAUACUCACAAGACAUCGUACAGGAAAUCGCGAUGUGCGCCACCCGUUACACCGAUAACGGAUGCGCAACCACCCGGGCACCCGACUUGCUGCACAAAUGUGCAGAGUAUGAGGCCUGCAUGAACCGGGAUCCUACCACUCUAGGGCGAGCGAGGAUUAGCGCCGAGCUGAUCGCAGAAGUGAUCAAUAGCUUUGUCGAACCAAUCAGCUGGAAGACCCUGGCAUUCACUCUGACCUCAUUGGCCUUCAUGACCCUAUUCAUUAACACUCUUCUUACAUUCUAUCGAACACGAACCCAACCAAACGCCGCACCCGCGCAACCAACAGCCUCAUUUCCUGCUAUGCAUAGCGGCCCUUAUCCUUCUCACCCCUUCGGCGGCUUCCUAUCUCCAGCACCGACACCUAAUUGGAGCCGCUUCAAGACUGGCACUCCAGAAGAGAUGGAGUCUCCAACCAGACGGCGAAAGCUCGAGGGAGGAGCUUCGGCCAAAAUUAAAUGA
Messenger RNA from Coprinopsis cinerea okayama7#130, 1194 nucleotides. Its product is annotated as nuclear membrane protein. Gene Ontology annotation, cellular component: nuclear membrane; nuclear envelope. Gene Ontology annotation, biological process: nuclear envelope organization; lipid homeostasis. Bases 1 to 1194 code for a protein of 397 amino acids. The record is from RefSeq and is a predicted model, not a curated record. The transcript is spliced from 5 exons. NCBI's taxonomy places the organism in Eukaryota, Fungi, Basidiomycota, Agaricomycetes, Agaricales, Psathyrellaceae.